Messenger RNA from Vigna angularis (adzuki bean), 2021 nucleotides. RefSeq names its product cysteine-rich receptor-like protein kinase 44. Gene Ontology annotation, biological process: protein phosphorylation. The record is from RefSeq and is a predicted model, not a curated record. The transcript has 7 exons. Gene Ontology annotation, molecular function: protein kinase activity; ATP binding. The coding region runs from base 29 to 1984 and encodes 651 amino acids. Lineage: Eukaryota; Viridiplantae; Streptophyta; Magnoliopsida; Fabales; Fabaceae.
CUCCCACAUCUUUUCUCAUCUUCCAAAAAUGAAACCUAAGCUAACUCUUCACCCUUCUUUCAUCUUCGUUCUGUUGCUCAUCUCAACCAUUGCUCCGACCUAUCUCUGUGACGAUGAUGCUCAGUACACCAACUGUAGUAACGCUUUUACAUGCGGAGAUACCAAGCUGGAUCUCAGGUACCCCUUCUCGGGAAAAAACAGAGGUAGUUAUUGCGGCGAAGAGAAGCUCACGUGUGAAGAAGGAGUCCCAAAGAUAACCAUCAACGAUGCCAAGUACCGUAUUCUUGAUUGGCGUAAUACAACACAGACAAUAACAAUGGCCAGGGAUGAUUAUUGGGAUAAUAUAUGUGUGAGUGAGUACAAGAACAGCACCUUUGAUAACACUCACUUUCAAUAUGAUCACCAAUAUAAUUAUCUUGGUAACGUCACGCUCUUUUAUUGCCCUUCCGAUUCACAUCCUUCUGUACUCACGGAAUUUGAUAGACAAAAUUGUGGUGCUGAUAAAUUUGUCUUCUACACUCCCCUACCUGUACCUCCGUACUCGGGGAAUUGUGCGGUUGUGGUGAUUCCGAUAUUUGAAUCCAACGCUUCACUUGUGUCUGAAAGCAAUAUAAGCGAUGCGUUACGGAAUGGUUUUGAGUUGAAUUGGGAGGGAGAUAACGGGAAGUGUGAGAAAUGCAGUAAUUCUGGUGGAGAGUGUGGAGUUGAUGAAGGAGAUGGAGGAUUUCAAUGUUUCUGCGUGGAUGGACCCCGUUCUGCUACAUGCAAAGGAAAAAGAAAAGUAUCAUUGCGAAUAUGGAUAUUGAUUAUUGUACCUACAACUGUUUUUAUAACAUUCAUCUUUUUGUGCUACUAUCUGAUCAAGAGAAAACCAAAAAAGAGUAGUAAGAGUCUGAAAAAGAGCAAUAAGAGUCUCCUAAGAGAAAAUUUUGGUAAAGAAAGUCUCACUUUAGAGCCCCUACAAUUCAACUUGGCUACACUUAAAGCAGCAACCAACAAUUUUUCAGAUGACAAUAGGAUUGGCAAAGGAGGAUUUGGAGAAGUUUAUAAGGGAAUUCUUUUUGAUGGACAACACGUAGCAGUAAAAAGGCUCUCAAAAAAUUCUACCCAAGGUGCAAAGGAGUUUAAAAAUGAAGUUUCAGUUAUAGCUAAACUUCAACAUAGAAACCUUGUGACAUUGGUUGGUUUCUGUCUUGAAGAGCAAACUAAAAUUCUUAUAUAUGAAUAUGUACCAAAUAAGAGUCUUGACUAUUUUUUAUUUGAUUCUCAACUAUCAAAAUUGUUAAGUUGGACAAAACGUUAUGAUAUUAUCAUAGGGAUUGCUCGAGGGAUUUUUUAUUUACAUGAACUUUCUCGACUCAAAGUUAUACAUCGUGAUCUCAAACCAAGUAAUGUUUUAUUAGAUGAAAAUAUGAUUCCAAAAAUUUCAGAUUUUGGUCUAGCUAGAAUCGUUGAAAUAAAUCAAGAUCAAGUCAGUACAAAUAAAAUUGUUGGGACAUUUGGAUAUAUGCCUCCAGAAUAUGUAAUGUUUGGACAAUUUUCAGAAAAAUUAGAUGUUUUUAGUUUUGGAGUCAUGGUUCUAGAAAUUAUUACUGGAAAAAAGAAUAUGAGUUCUCACAAACCACAUGUUCCUGAAGGUCUCUUAAGUUAUGUAUGGAGACAAUGGAGGGACCAAACGUGGUUAGACAUAUUAGAUCCAAAUAUCAAAGAAAAUUAUUCAGAAUUUGAGGUUACUAAGUGUAUUCAAAUUGGUUUAUUAUGCGUACAACAAAAUCCUGAUGUCAGACCUACAAUGACAAAUGUUCUAUCAUACAUUAGUAGUUAUUUCAAUGAACUACCAAGUUCACAAGAACCAGCAUUUUUCUUGAAUGAAAGGACGAAUCCAACAGUAUUUGCUCAGAAAUCAAAUAUUAAUCAACCUAUCAACAACUAUAUUUCAUUCUCUACUAAUAAAAUGUCUGUAAGUGAAUUUUUACCUCGAUAGUAAUUUAUUUUUGGUAUUUUUGUUUAGAAGUGAUCAA